AGUUCCAAGUUUGGAGCUUUUAGCUGCCAGCCCUGGCCCAUCAUGUAGCUGCAGCACAGCCUUCCCUAACGUUGCAACUGGGGGAAAAAUCACUUUCCAGUCUGUUUUGCAAGGUGUGCAUUUCCAUCUUGAUUCCCUGAAAGUCCAUCUGCUGCAUCGGUCAAGAGAAACUCCACUUGCAUGAAGAUUGCACGCCUGCAGCUUGCAUCUUUGUUGCAAAACUAGCUACAGAAGAGAAGCAAGGCAAAGUCUUUUGUGCUCCCCUCCCCCAUCAAAGGAAAGGGGAAAAUGUCUCAGUCGAAAGGCAAGAAGCGAAAUCCUGGCCUUAAAAUUCCAAAGGAAGCAUUUGAACAACCUCAGACCAGUUCCACGCCGCCUCGAGAUUUAGACUCCAAAGCUUGCAUUUCUAUUGGAAAUCAGAACUUUGAGGUGAAGGCGGAUGACCUGGAGCCCAUAGUGGAACUGGGGCGAGGUGCCUACGGGGUGGUGGAGAAGAUGCGGCACGUGCCCAGCGAGCAGAUCAUGGCGGUGAAGCGGAUCCGGGCCACAGUAAAUAGCCAGGAGCAGAAAAGGCUACUGAUGGAUCUGGAUAUUUCCAUGAGGACCGUGGACUGUCCUUUUACGGUCACCUUUUACGGCGCACUCUUCCGUGAGGGUGAUGUCUGGAUCUGCAUGGAGCUCAUGGAUACGUCCCUAGACAAAUUCUACAAACAAGUGAUCGAUAAAGGCCAAACAAUUCCAGAGGACAUCUUAGGGAAAAUAGCAGUUUCUAUUGUAAAAGCAUUAGAACAUUUACACAGUAAGCUCUCUGUCAUUCAUCGAGGUAAGCAUCCACGGAGCUGCCUUGGCUGUUCCUUUUAUAAAGAAGGGAAAGGAGAAAUGGAGAUUUCAGGCCCCCUGGUGACUUCACUGAGUCAAGAGUGUUAUCUCAGUUGUCCUUUUCUGUCUACUUUUCAGCCUGAGAGAAUAAACCCAGAGCUCAACCAGAAGGGAUACAGUGUGAAGUCCGACAUUUGGAGUCUAGGCAUCACCAUGAUUGAGUUGGCCAUCCUUCGGUUUCCCUAUGAUUCGUGGGGAACGCCUUUUCAGCAGCUCAAACAGGUAGUAGAGGAGCCAUCACCACAACUCCCUGCAGACAAGUUCUCUGAAGAGUUUGUUGACUUUACCUCACAGUGCUUGAAGAAGAAUUCCAAAGAAAGGCCAACAUAUCCAGAGCUUAUGCAACAUCCAUUUUUCACUCUACACGAAUCCAAAGGAACAGAUGUGGCAUCCUUUGUAAAAUCAAUUCUUGGAGACUAAAAACAAUGGACUCAAUUGGUUGACCCUCCUGUGGACUGGUGGGUUUAUGGGGUGAAGCAAGUUCACUAAAGCGCCAAUAACUUAACCCUGCCUCUCAGAAGGUUUUUCUCCCCAUUUUCUUUUUUUUUCCCCUACAAAGGGGGCCUUGGAAUCUAUAGUAUAGAGUGAACUAUCUAGAUGGAUGAAAUAUGAUAAAGGCUUAGGACUUGAAAAGGUGAUUAAAUAUUUAAUGAUGUGUCAUAUGAGUCCUUAAGCUUUUCAGACUUCUCUUGUUCUUUACAAAAUGAAUGCUUUGGCCCUGGUAAAAAAGGUGCUACAGUAGUGAUGAAAUUGUAAGUAGAUUUGUAGUUCGUUCCACUUAUUAUUUUAAUAUUUAUGUUUAAGUGCUUGGUUGAAGAGAUUCCAUUUUAUGCCAAGGAGGGAGAGACAAAAGACAAGGUUGGGUUGGCAGUAUUUAUAGGGUUUUUAUUUUUUAAGUUCAAUUGUGUCUGUGGUCCAGAAGAAAUUAUUUAAUGUGCAUCUUUAGGAGUAUUAUGUAAGUGUCAACCAGGAGCUCUUGUGAAAUACCUAUUUCAGCUGUUGUGGCUACUGCCAUGUUCCUAAGUUUCUGCUCCAGCCUGGGUAAUCACCACAUAUUCUGGUGAAGUGGCAAGGUAUCCUGGUCAUACUCUUUCCCUGAGUCUGAAAAACAUAAAACCCCUUUUAUCACAGGUCAAAGAGUCACAGAUUUGGUUCUCUUGACAUUAGUGGUAUAGUAUCAAUGGAAUGUGAUUUGUGAUGUGAUUUUUUUCAUCACCUAUCUUUCCUUCUACGUGUGUGUGUAUUUGAUAAGUCACAAAUUCUGCCAAAUGGCUAUUAUAAAUAACACCUAUAUUUAGUAAGGAUGACAUAUAUCAGUCCUGAGGGGAAAUAUGUCAAACCACACAGAGAAUCGGUGACUUCCUCUGCUUUUGCCCCUCCUACAAUGUAUAAGCCCCAAGGAUUGCCUUUGUAGCUCUUUUUUCUUGGGGGGGGAGGAGUUGUUUUCUGUUCGAUGAAGAAGCCUUACUGUACAUGGAAAGGCUGCAAUAGGAGAAAAUUAAAGGCAGCCGGUAGUUCUUGGAUAUGGUAACGGGGAGGGUUGAAUGAAUUCCUAGGAAUAGACAGCCACACUUCCACAGGCUGAGUUCAAGGCACCACCUUCUCCAUCAGCGGAUCACCCCACGGUGGGAGGCUGGCGCCAUGGCAGAUUCCUAGUAGGCUGACGAGGCUACAAAAGCUGUUUCUCAUGGCCAGAUACACCCACAGGUUCUCUGAUCUGGGGCUUUGGGUUCCUCGAAGGUCAAAGAGUUAACUGGUCCACAGGGAAAAAGACGAGUGAUAACUACCAGGGAGCCCUGCUUUUGGACACUGUGUUCCUCCGAGGCUACUCUUACAGUACAAGGGCAGAGGAGUGUGAUAAAAAAAGGAAAGAACACACUGUUUCUUUCUUUGCCUCAAGUUCACAAAUAUGGAGAGAGGGUUUCUCCCUUGAAAACUCUCUUUCCCUUUUAGAUUUUUGAAGUCCAGUUACAUCUUUUUCUCUGCAUUUUCCCCUUGUCUUGACAUCCAGCUCUUAGCAGUUGCCCAGAGUGAAUGACACUUCCAUACACUUCUUUAUUUUCAGUUCCAACCCAGACCUGUUUGAUAACAUCAAAUUCAUCUGCUUUGAUGCUACCUCUGUCCUCAUCUUUUUCUAGCCAGAUGAAGGGCAUUAUCCCAGUGAUUAUGACCAUUCACCUUCCUACCCUUCUUUCUAAAUUUGGAAGUUUCUCCGAGACUGAGAGAAAAAAAAAUCACAACUGUUAUUCAUCCAUCUUCUGAAAAACAGAAAGCAGAAAAAAAAAUCUGAGGCUAUUUCAUUUCAGCUUUUGGUGAAAUACACAAAGCAAAACAUCUUUCUGGUCUGGGUCAGAUGAUUCUUACCUCUCUCUUGUUCAGUGUGGUUUCUACUUUGAAAUAUUCUUAACCAAGCAUGUUUCUCAUGUGUACACCUCUCCAGUUUGUGAGCCCAGGGCCCAAACUUGCAAAACAGUCACACUAGAGUACAGAAGGAGUUAAUCAAUGGUUCUCAACUCUGGCAACACAUUGGAAUCACUGGGUGUUUGUGAACACUAUUAAUGCGAAGGUCCCAGACAUUCUAAUUUAAUUGGUCAGAAGAGGACCUGGCAAUUGGUAUUUUUCACAAGCUACUCAUGUGAUUUAGAUGUGCAUCAGGGCUGAAAAUACUGAUCUACUACCUCCUAAAGGGAGGUUGGAAUACUGAUUUGAAAUUUGGGAUACCGUUUCCCCGUAGAAAUGAUGUGCUACAUGAUGAUUAGGUAUCUUAUGUACUGAAGUAGAAUGGUUUGAGAACCUUAUGAGUCUAAAUUUUAGAAUUUUUUUUAGAACUGUGUUAUAAGUUCUAAACAACUAAUUUAAAAAUAAAUAUAGAGAUGCAGAAACUAUAUUUAAGUUGAUGUAAGUUGGGAGUCUCCUGUAUGUACAUACAUGUGUAUAUGUAUAGGUAUAUGUGUGUGUGUGUGUGUUUGUGUGGGGGGAGAGAGAGGGAGGGAGGGAGGGAGAGAAAAGAUAGCGCUAUCCAGGGGUGAUACUCAAAAUAUUUAAUGUGCUACCAGCAUGUACCAUUUAAAUACUAGCGCUGCCUAUAAUGGAGUCAGUAUGGCUCUAUAAAAGAGAUCAUACUCUUUUUUUCCCCCAGAUGUAUUUGAUUUGGUGUAAUAUAAUUAUCCAUGUAAUUAUCCAUAUUAUAUAUUGUCUUUAUGCUUAUAAAAAAAAUCCAUCUCUAUAUAUUACUGAUCUCAGAGGUGUGCUAAAAAAGUCAUGUGAAUGUCUUUGGAGACAAUUUCCAUACAUUUGUAUGUAUCAAUGAGUAUUGCCCUUCAGAGCAGCCACCUUCAGGAUUAUUUAUGUGAAUAAUGCUACUAAGAUAUUUGUGCCACUUCUUUUUCAGAAAAGGCUUCAGAAUCUAUUUCUUCCUCUGCGUGUAACAUGUGGAAUCAUCAUUUUAUAAUUAUUCCUUGUUUGUUUCUUUUUACAAAAAUCCUUACCAGGAAUUUUCCUCUUUGGUUUACCCACCUUGUUCAGACUUAGCAUCAGGCUGUGUUUGGCAACUUCUAGAAGUAAAAUUUGCCCUCAGUGCUGAAGUUUUACCCUUAAAACUUUUAAAUGUCUUUUAAAAAGACCAUGCCGUGAGUUCUGAAGAUAAUUUCAAGUGCAGAUUUCUCAAAAAAGUGUGUUUAUUUUUAAGCAAAGUCAGCCUUCCUGGAAUAAGUGUAGAGCCUCCCCAGAUGGUGACUAAAGGAGAAAGAACUCACAUAGGUGUAUAUAGUUGAUAAUAAAAUAUCAGUCAGAUAAUCCCUGAUUUCCCACGUGGCACUCAUGUGCCAGCCAUGAUUGAAGGCCCUGACAGCCCAUUAUUCUAGUGACUCUGUUUGGUCACACUGAUGUAGUCAGAACAAAUGGGCAGCUUCUAUCUUGCUUAUGCAAUCUAAAAUGGAAAAUGAGUAUUGUGUGGGUGUAGCUCAGAAUUGUUUGCAUUUUACAGUUCUUGCAUAUUCUCCACGCCUAACCCCAAAAUGUAUAUGCCAGAGAUUCCCAAACUUUCUCUGUUCAGGAUGCCAUUGAUUGUCUUAGAAAUUUUUUCCAUGGUGCCCUGGGCCAAAAUAAAUACUUAAUAGUUCCAUUUAUUAAGUAGCUAGGUCUACACAACUUAAUCAUAGUAGUUUGCAGGUUGUACUGCAGAUGUGGCUGUGUCUCCCUCAAGAAUGUACAAUAUCUUGUGGUGUCCCUAGGAGUUUGCUGCAGAGCCUCAGAAUAUCUCAAUUUGGGAACCAUAGAUAUAUGUUAUACUGAGGUUAUUAGCACUGUCUACAGUUGGUGACCUUCAAAAUGGAAUUCUUGGUUACUCAGUCCCCUGCAUCACUUCACUCUUUGUGUUUCACCAUUAUUAUUGUUUUUGCUUGCCUCUGGUUGAUUAGGAUUUUCAAUUGAGGUCCUGUCCUUCUUUGCUGUCCAUCACCCCUGCAACACUUGAUGUCAGAGUCUAGAAAAUGAAACCCUCAUGAGCCCAAGCAUUGGAGGAGGUCAGCACUGAGACUGACGAGGCAUCUGGUUUCUCCAAAUGCAAUUGAUUUAGUAUCUCUGGAAUAUAAUCACAAAGGAGGCAGAGAGGGCAUUUUCAUAGUUCAACGCUAAAAAUGCUUUUGUUGACCAAGAGACUUCACCAACUCUGCUCAGAGAAACUACUCUGUUUCUCCCAAAGGCCUUGAACAAAACACGUUAUCUUUGGCCUGAAAGGGUAAUGGAUACCUGCUUCUUAAUUUUCCAACCUAAAUGCUUUUUUAGCUAUGCAACUCCUUCUAACCCUGAAGUAGGAUUCAUAUAUUUAUAAAAUUCAUUGGACCUGUUUAUCAGAUCUAAUGAAAUAAAUUUAACCUCUAUUAUGCUGGGGAUUUUACCUUCUUAAUCUAUGAAUUAUAUGGAGAUUUCUUGGCAUAAAGGAAUCUUCCAUUUUAUUGAACUGGCAAGUGAAAGAUGCAAUUUUCAACUGGACUCCUGAACAUUUACAUAUUUAGAACGAAAAUGCCAGAGUAAAAUCUAGGAAGAGGAAGCUACCAAAUCUGA
Molecule: messenger RNA, 5943 nt
Organism: Vicugna pacos (alpaca)
Lineage: Eukaryota; Metazoa; Chordata; Mammalia; Artiodactyla; Camelidae
Source: RefSeq, a predicted model, not a curated record